GCCAAGGCGUGGGGGGCGUGAACGUGGGCAUGGAGCCAUCCCCUUCUCCUGCUCCUUCUUCUUUCUCCUCCUCCUCUUCCUCGCUGGGCAUGGAAGAGCUUAGCUAGGCAAGGCUUUGGAGAUCGCUGCUUCUGCUUCUGCCUCUGCCUCCUUCUUUAGACCUGUGAAGAGGGGCAUGCAUGCUCCCCUUGGCCCCCUGCCCCUCUCCUGGGAAUGGAUCCCCCCCUUGCCACGUUCCUCUGGUGCUCUUUCUGGCCAUUCCUGGCUUCUCUCUCUUCCUCCCAAGGAACUGAUUGCAAACCUGGUUGCCAUCCAGUGAAUGGAUUUUGUGAAGUUUCAAAUGAAUGCAGAUGCCGACAUGGUUGGCAAGGCCCUCUGUGUGAUCAGUGUAUCCCAUUCCCGGGUUGUUUCCAUGGGACCUGUGCCAAACCAUGGCAGUGCAUGUGUGAAGAAGGAUGGAUUGGCAGCCUCUGUGACACAGACUCAACUGUUAUCAUCUGACUAUUUACUUGAUCUUGAUCCAGUCUUCCUCCCAGUCUCUAAACCAAAGGAAUUCACAAUAUGGUUUAAAACAGACGUUCACCCCUGUGCUUCAAAACCAUGUACAAAUAACUCAACCACUUGCAUAGAGACAGGCAAUGGUGGCUACAUUUGUUUGUGUGCCGAAGGAUAUACAGGGAAAAGCUGCCAUGUGAAAAAGGGGCCUUGCAUAGUUAAUGGUUCACCCUGUCAGAAUGGAGGAACCUGUGUGGACGACGAUGGUUUUGCCUCUCAUGCCUCCUGCCUGUGCCUUCCUGGGUUUACUGGAAAUUUUUGUGAAAUUGAUAUUGAUGACUGUGAGCCAAACCCGUGUGAAAAUGGAGGCACGUGCACAGAUAUUGGCAGGGGCUUCCACUGCCAUUGCCCCACAGGGUACGGUGGGGCCUUGUGCAACAGCCACACGUUGGUCUGUGCUAGUAACCCAUGUGAAAAUGGCGGGACUUGUCAUGCACAUCCUAAAGGAGGUUUUGAAUGUCUUUGCAAACCCCGUUUUGUUGGUAUCACUUGUGCUUCUGCUGACAGAAACAAGAGUCUGAAUGGGGAGGCUAAGCACAGGGGGAAUCACCAUCCCCAUCCAAGAGUUCACCAAAAACCUGUUCACACACAGGAACGGGAAAUCUUAACCAUCAAAGAGACAAUUGAAAACCGCCAGCCUUUGCUUAAUAAGAGCCAGGUGAUCUGCUUCAUGGUUCUGGGCUUGCUGACAUGUCUGGUUGUGCUCGGUACAACCGGGAUUAUAUUCUUCUCCAAAUUUGAAAAGUGGCUGGCCAAUGCCAGGUACAGCCAACUGGUCCGCAAAGAGAGAGAUGGAUUUCUGAAAGCAAAGAAAGGUGAGAAUCUCUCAGUGAAGAUCAUCUUUCCAGAUCAAACUGAUGAAUGAAUAAGAACUGUACUACCAUUUAUUGGCAGUCUUAUAAUUAGAGAUUAAUACAAGCUUGUCAUGCAGGUUGUUCGCUUUUCAUUUGUACUCAUAAUAGUAUUUGGAACCCAUUGGUGAUGGAAAAAUAUGCUGUAUUUGUGUUACCCAGAGACAUUUUCAUACCUCAAAUGCUUUUUUAAAAAUCAGAUUGCAUUGUGUAAACCCAUGAAAUGUUGUGUUGUAAUCCUUUGCUCACUUUCCUGGGAAUAAGUUCCACUGAAUCAAUGGAUUUUAGUUCUGAAAAAGCACGCACAGGAUUCUAGUGUUCCUCCCCCACCCCUUGCUUUUAAUAAAAGAAAUCAAAUGGAACUUUGCUAAAUAAGAACUGUUUUUAUUGCAUUUUAUGGCAUGUUGACAUUUGUGAUACUCCUCCAUGAUUUUCAGUGCUUAUUUUUAAUAAACAGUAACAGUUAAGGGCUACAUGGAUUUGUCUGUAUGUAUUAGCAUUUGUUAUUUUUUAUUGACAUUGAUCUAGGCAUUAACUUUGAUCUAUUUUUGUUCAAAUGGGAGAUGAAAAUGCCUAGCCCUAUCAGUCACCAGAUUGCUUUGCACAGCAGAUUUUGAAUGUCUUUAUAGAACAGCAAACUGUUUGUUAUGAACUUUGCUAUUAUCAUACUUUUAUCACUAGAGAUCAAGAGAGAUGUGGUAUCUUCCAUGGCAGUGGGGUGCUGUAACUUCUUAGGGGUUUAGUUUGAACCAUAGCAUCUGAACUGAAGACAACAACCACAACAUCUUGACAAAAUGCAGGCUUAUGACUAACAUCAUCAUUUUUCUUUCUUUUUCCUGUAUAAUUUUUAACACCUUUAAUGCCAGUGGAGCUUUGAAAGCUUGCAACUUGUAUAAUGUGCAUUAUGAUUGGUUCAAUAAAGGUAUCACUCUUUUGUGGAUUAUG
Sceloporus undulatus (fence lizard) is the source of this 2351-nucleotide messenger RNA. RefSeq names its product delta like non-canonical Notch ligand 1 (gene DLK1). Gene Ontology annotation, biological process: heterophilic cell-cell adhesion; establishment or maintenance of epithelial cell apical/basal polarity. The record is from RefSeq and is a predicted model, not a curated record. Gene Ontology annotation, molecular function: calcium ion binding; Notch binding. Gene Ontology annotation, cellular component: protein-containing complex; plasma membrane. The transcript is spliced from 6 exons. NCBI's taxonomy places the organism in Eukaryota, Metazoa, Chordata, Lepidosauria, Squamata, Phrynosomatidae. The coding region runs from base 320 to 1420 and encodes 366 amino acids.